Synchiropus splendidus (mandarinfish) is the source of this 3238-nucleotide messenger RNA. RefSeq names its product receptor-interacting serine/threonine-protein kinase 2-like. The coding region runs from base 310 to 2013 and encodes 567 amino acids. Gene Ontology annotation, biological process: positive regulation of canonical NF-kappaB signal transduction; innate immune response; protein phosphorylation. The transcript has 11 exons. Gene Ontology annotation, molecular function: ATP binding; JUN kinase kinase kinase activity. The record is from RefSeq and is a predicted model, not a curated record. Lineage: Eukaryota; Metazoa; Chordata; Actinopteri; Syngnathiformes; Callionymidae.
CCGGAAGUGUGUCGUCAUCAGCCAAACACAACCACCUGCCUCCCCCGAAUGACAUCGUGAAUUGGACACAGUCUGUGUCAGUUAGUUCGCGGCUUUUCGAGGGGAAACGAGUCGAAUGAAAACAUCUCACCCCACGAUAUUGCCGUCUGUGGUGCGCGUAGACCUCCCGCUCUAGCACCGUUAGCUUAGCUCGCCACCGCAGUGACACACUAGUGAUAGUGCUUGAAUGAAACUUCUGCUUUCCGACGGCGCAACAGAGAAGAAGAAGAGGAGAACCAAGAGCAACAGCCUCUGAGCCAGCAGUGUGUCAUGGACGCGGCUAUGGGCUGCUUGAACCUCGAGAGCUUGACCAGCACCCUGCCGCUCAUCCCCUACCAGAAGCUGACCGACCUGUACUACCUGAGCAGGGGCGGCUUCGGAACCGUGUUCAAGGCCCAGCACUCCGACUGGAGAACCACCGUGGCCGUCAAGUGCCUGAAGCUGGACUCACCUUAUGGCGAAAGGGAGAGGAGCUCACUGAUGAAGGAGGCAGAGGUCCUUCACAAAGUCCGAUUCAACUACAUCAUUCAGAUCUUCGGCAUCUGCAACGAGCCAGAGUUCCUCUGCAUUGUGACAGAAUACAUGAGUAAUGGCUCUCUGGACCUGCUGCUGCACCAGAAGGACUUGUUCCCUGAUCUUGCGUGGCCCUUGCGGCUCCGGAUCCUGUAUGAGAUCGCCCUCGGGGUCAACUUCCUUCACAACAUGAACCCCCCACUCCUGCACCAUGACCUGAAGACUCAAAAUAUUCUGUUGGACAGUGAAUUCCAUGUAAAGAUCGCAGACUUUGGUCUGUCAAAGUGGAGGAAGAUUUCUUCUGUCAGUCGGGGUUCGGGGUCAAAGCCAACAGAAAUGAGAGGCACAGUCGUCUACAUGCCUCCAGAGGAGUACAAGCACGAGGACGAGCCCAGCCGGAGACACCGGGCUGAUGUGAAGCAUGACAUGUACAGUUUCGCCAUCAUAAUGUGGGAGGUUCUCUCCAGACAGAUCCCAUUUGAAGAAGUGACCUGCCCUCUGACAAUCAUGUUCCGAGUGCUGCACGGAUUGCGUCCCGACACGAGCACGACCUUUCUGUCUGCUGAGAUUCCCAGUCGGGACACACUCGUCCAUUUGAUGACCUUAGGCUGGAACGGCAACCCUGAUGAACGACCCUCCUUCCUCAUGUGUUUGAUCGAGCUGGAGCCGAUGGUGAGGAGUUUUGAUGAAGUCCACCUCCUGGAAGCAGUGUUGGAGAUCAAGAGGGCAAAGAUGAGACAGGGCUCUCCGUGCUGCAGCUUGUCCCAGCCGCAGUGUGAGAGUGGCACCAGCCAGGAUUCCAGCAGCAAUCUGAAGCUCAGCCUGAUGCCUCGGCCGCCACAGGACAGUUCCAGCUCAGCUUCUGGCUCAUCGCUGCCAAGAACUCUCCUCAGCGACGGGUCCGGCAACUCCGGAGCUGGACUUCCUGAGUCAUUCCUGCUGGCAGCUCUGGAGCCUCCCAAGACCUUGAUAGAAGAGAAGACCAGCAAUGAUCUGAACAUCAGUGACAAGCCAGUUCCUCUCGCGUCUGAGAAUGAGACUCUAUCUUGCAAUCACUUCACCGCAAACAAAGACUGUCCUCCCCCAGCGCGUCGCUCGCUGCCCGCCAAAGGCCUCCUCUCCCAGUGGAUCAUGACACGGCGGGAAGAGAUCAUCUCCCAAAUGACUGACGCCUGCCUGAACCAGAACCUGGACGCCCUGCUGGCGGCCUCCAUGAUAAUGUGGGAGGAUUACGAAAUGGUGAUGAACCAGCCCACGCGCUCGGCCAAGGUGCGCCAGCUGCUGGACUGCUCCGACAAGCACAGCGAGGAAUUUUGCUACAUCGUCGUCCGAAAACUGUGGGAGAACAAGCAGACCAACCUGCAACCCUUUCCCGACGAAGUGAUGAACUCCUCGUCGGCUGGCCCGCCGUCACACUUGUCCACAACGCCCAUGUUUUACAACAUUCCCAAGAACAUUUAGCAAAAGGAUUCUGUCUUACACUUUAGCACAAUAAGUUCCACUCUCAAACAGCCAGAUUUGGGAGGCCAGACAGACAUUCCUGGAUUUCAUUUCACUUUAUUUAGUCUGUCGCUAGAGACAACUUCAAAUCUGAGGAUCUUUACUGAACUUGAACAUUAGUUGUGUUCCGGCGCUUGAAGCAUGUAGGUAGGAGCUUCAAGGGUAGCAGGUAGACGUGAACAUUAUUUAUUAGAGAAACAUUCGCCUUGUUAUGUAGUUGAUGCAGGAAGUCAAGAGGUUUGUUUUCAAGCUGCUUUGCAAAGACUGAAUUUGAAAAGUGUUCGACAAGACUUUGUCUUCCUUGGUGUUCCUCACCAGGCUCAGAUGGAUGGGUUGGAUUAAUUCAAAGCAAGGGUAAAACAUUUAAAAAAAAAGAUGGAGGCACUUGAGGCUCCCUUCUGAAUCCGUUUUGAACUCAUGAGUCUGUAAGAAAUGAAGCGUUCGUAUGUGUAAAAUGUUCAUUUGCCUCGUUGUAACUUAGAAAAAGUUGGCAAAAUCGAACUGCUCUUUCAGUAACAUAUCGAUUUAAGGCAUCAUAUGUCUUCCAGUCUCAACUGCUCCCUCUGUGCGUUUUUAUUUCUGUCAUUUCUAUCCAGUGAUGAUGUGUAAUCUCUGAAGAAGAGAACUGAGCCAAGUCUGGCUGCCCCUGCUGGAUAUGUGUGUACACUCUGAGUUAGCCAAGCUGACGGUUGUGUUUGUGUUUGCCAUGAACGAAAGCACCUUUUGUUUUAUAAACUGUGGAUGGAGGUUUUUGUAUCUCUAUUUUUGUAUUUGCUGGAAGAUCAUGUGAGACCUGUAAUGUUGAUGUCGCUGGUUAGAAGAAUUUUCAACCAUGAUUUUAAUAAACAAAAUGUUUUUUUAUGUGGCAGAUUUUGGAGUUAAGACGAUUGAAUUAGGAAAAUAUAAAGCAACGGGUUAAUCUAGGUCAGUCAGUUGUCCAACUUAUUAUCCUUUAAUAUCUGGGUCAUGAAGAUCAGUAACGAAGAACACUAGAGUCUCUUCUUAUUCGGCCUCAUUUGUUCUCUAUAAUAUUGGAUUUGCGUAUCAAUGUCUGCUUUGCUGAGUCACAUAUUGCAGUCGUGCAGGGGUCAGGUGGUCAUGAUGUUACGGCUGGUGAGCCACUCCCGGUUUCAUGUCUGAGAUGAUGUUUUCCUACAUUGAGCCAGACCGUUUUAAUUUGCCAUCU